Cuscuta europaea is the source of this 3392-nucleotide messenger RNA. The record is from the annotation of a GenBank genome assembly. Lineage: Eukaryota; Viridiplantae; Streptophyta; Magnoliopsida; Solanales; Convolvulaceae.
UAUGAAAGCGUCACAUAAGAUCAUGUACUAAUUAAAAUGUCUUAAAAAUACAAUUAUUUAUAAAAAGUAAUCGGAUGAGUCCUAACGACAUGUUGUCAACCUCCUAAUCUUAGUUUUAGUGUACGCCUAACUAUAUUUUUAAAAUAGAUUAGGGAAAACAAUCAAAUAGGUCCACGUACUUUGAACAAAAAUCAAUUAAGUCUACAUACUUUUUAUCUAAUCAAUCAAGUCCGUAAACUAUUAAAAAUGAACAAAUCUGCUAUUUAGCAGGUAGCCAACCGGUUACCCGGUAAAUGUGGAAGUCCGAUGUGACACUUUUUUAUUGUUUUCCACGUAGUAAUUUUUUUUUUGUUUUUCUUUUCUUUUCCUUCUGCUUUUUCCUCUCUUUCUUUUUCUGUUUUCUUUCUUUCUUCUCUUCUUCCUUUCCGUUGAGUAGGCUCCCACACAUCCAAUCACUUUCUUCCAUUUUUGCUCGCCACCUCCCAAUGGAACGAACUCCAUCACCCUGAUCUCUCAAGCCACCACCUCCGCCGCCAGGCUUCCAUAGCCACCGCCUCCGGCCUCCACUUCACUUCUGCCGCCCCUCCUACACACCGCCUCCGGCCACCACCUCGGCGGCGUCCACCUUCACCUCCUCCAUUGAAGCAACCUCCAGCCGCUCCGACCUCCGUAGCCGCCAUCUCCGCCGCCCAUACCUCCGUUCACACCGCCUCCGGAUACCACCUCCGCGGCCUACACCUCCGCCUCUUCCAGUGAAGCGACCUCCAACGGCUCUGGCUUCCAUAGCCGCCGCCGCCGCCGCCUCUGUGACUUCUAACUAUGCCUCGUCAAGUCAAUCGAACUCUACUGCCUCAGCCUCCAUAGACUGGUAGAUCGAGAGGUUGGAGAAUGGAUCAAGUGAUGAACAAGUGGAAUUUCUAAAAAAAUGGAUUGAAGUCCACAUCGAUGACGCACAGAAAACUCUGAACAAACCUUUGCUCUUGGCCGAGUUUGGGAAGAGUGACAAAGAUUCCGGCUUCACCGUCGCAAAGAGGGACAUUCUGAUGGAAACCGCUUACGCAGCCGUAAACUCAUCCGCCCAGGCUGGAGGUGCGGCGGCCGGCAGCUUGUUCUGGCAAAUUAUGACAGAAAGUGCAGAGGAUUUCCAGGAUGGGUAUGGGAUAUUCCUCAGCCGGAGCUCCUCGACGACUGAUAUCAUAUAUGAAGCGUCACAGCGGCUCGCCAGGCUUCGAAGAAUGUAUGCCAGGCUUGAAAACGUGGAGGAGUGGAAGAAGAAGAGUAAGGGGGCGGCCACUAGAGAAAUCCAUGGAAAUGGCAACGGCAAUUGAUCUAAGAAGAAGGAGAAGAAACUCACGUACAACAAAUUCUACCACUAUAAUACGUAGUACUCUACUCUUGUCCCUCAAUUAAGUUAAGUGCUUGACUUUAAUGAGGUUGAAGCUAGGGCUUGCUACCUGCACCUUCUUACAGGUGAACACAAAUCAAGGAAGACGUGGUUCAUGCUUCCUUAUUUCCUUUCAAACUACCAAACACUUGCUCAUGGAUAUUUGAUUUACUAUAAACUAUUUUGGGCCUGUGAGCUCACGUUUUGGCCGGUUGUGGCCCAUGCUUUACCGUUGAAUAUUUCCGCUAUUCAUUGGUUUGAAUGUGAUGUUGUUAUGUAUGUUUACUAUUGAGUAUGGACGGAUUAUGUUCAUGGACGCCUUGUAUGAUUAAGUCACGUUGACUUGCGAGUGACAUCACUUGGUCAUACGGCAGUUGUACACGCACUUAGAUGCGGUCUGGGGCGUGACAAUUAAGUUGUAUCAGAGCCAGAAAUGGAGGGUAGACGUAUGCCGACGAGGAACAACCCUAGGGGACUUGCUGCGGGGGGCUCAGUAGGGGCUAGCCGGGCCACAUCACAUUGUUCUAGGGGAAGAAGAGGAUGCCGUGUAGGCCGUGGGGGCCACCGGGUCCAAACAGUGAGCGAUGGCCACGUUAGUACAGUGUAUGAAACUAACACCGAGAACUAUGACUCGACAUUUGUUCCUGAAACGGAGCAUGAGGAGACCCCAUAUGAUGUGGUGACUUUCACACCGACGAUGAUGAUAAUGAUGAGAGCGAUGCCCAUUUUGCUCAAAUGGGGGAGCUGCUCGAAUGGUAUCAAAAGGAGAAACAAAGGAGAGACCUUAGACGCCAAGCUAGGUGUGCCUCUCAAGGGGGCUCGGGCCAACGAAGCUGGGGAGCUUCAAGGGCUGUUUCGGGGGCGUCUCAAGGUGGACGUGACGGAGACUUCUGUGUGAGAAUCUCCAAAUACCUCAAGGAGGCAAGAGCCUUGGGGUGCAGGUCCUUCGACGGCACCAGUGAUAUUACCGUUACCGCCGAUUGGAUAAAGAAGGUGAAAGAUGCAGCGAGGGACAUGCAAAUCACCACGGACGUGAAGUUGACUAUUGCUUCACGUUUGCUUGAUGGAAUGGCUUCUACAUGGUGGGAAGCUAUAGAAGGAAAAUACCGUGGGAACAUCUCAUGACAGAACUUUGAGCAAGAGUUUUAUGCUCAAUACUACUCCGACUUCGAGGUCAACGUGAAGAGGAGGGGAGUACACCAACCUUAGACAAAAGGAAGGUGGUACGGUCAAGCAAUUGGAGCAAGAAUUUAGAACCUUGGCUAGGUUCUUACCCGAGUAUGCGGCCGAUGAAGACCGCAUGACUGAACAUUUUUGGGAUGCCUUACUGUUGGACAUCUGUGACCGGCGCGGGCCACGCACUCGCGCCACAUGACCUUUAGCGAGGUGGUUGAACAAGGUAUGCUUGGGGAAACCCAAUGGAAUGAGAGGAAAGCAAGAGACGUCGAGGAGGCGAAGAAAAGGAAGUGGAAUAGUUCGGGGCCACCCGAUCAUUCAUGGAGGAACAACCACGGAGGAGGUUGACAUUCAUGUAAAUUACAUAUUUAUUUCUGUGUUUUUAAUUAGUUUUGAUUGAUUAUUACUUUGGAAAUUACACACUUUUGGUGUAAUAGUUUAAGUUGUAAAAAUGUUUGUAAUUUGUUUAGAUUAGGUUUAUACUAAGCUCAAACAGGUCCAAAAUCACUCUAGGGACCAUUGGUGAACAUCACAAAUGGAAGGAAGGUGCAAAAAUCUCAAGAUUCUGAUUUUUGGUGUUGUACCCGGUCGGGUAUGACCUAUACCCGAUCGGGUACCUUGUUGAAAAAUCAAAUCGGAUCGGAUCCGGGACAAGGCAACAUGCAGGGGAGAUUUUGGCAUGAUCGAGUGUUCAUACCCGAUCGGGUGGCCGACAUUCCCACCGGGUAUAACCCAGUUUUUUUAUACUUCCGCGAAGCAACCAAGUACCCGAUCGAGUGCCCUUACAGCCCGAUCGGGUACAAGAUCCUGCAAGCCUAAAAAGCCUAUAAAU